CAUGAAAUUGUCCAAAAUGUCUUGGUAUGAUACGUCCAUCGGAUUGCAAGACAGAGAAGAAUAUUGACUUUGCAGACAGUUGGUUGGCAACUUCUGCGCACUGCGUGCCUCAGCAUGCACUGACCCCUCUCUGUCAUUUUACGUGGCCUACCACUUGGUGGCUGAGUUGCUGUUGUUCCCAGUUGCUUCCACUUUGUUACAAUACCACUAACAGUUGGCCGUGGAAUAUUUAGUAGCCAGGAAGUUUCAGUGAUGGACAUAUUGCACAGGUUGUAACCUAUCACGGUACCAUACUUGAAUUCACUCAGCUCAUUCUUUCACAAAUGGUUUUAGAAGCAGUCUGUAU
Messenger RNA from Staurois parvus, 346 nucleotides. The record is from the annotation of a GenBank genome assembly. NCBI's taxonomy places the organism in Eukaryota, Metazoa, Chordata, Amphibia, Anura, Ranidae.